AUGUUGUAGGUUUUGAAUAUACUUUCUCAAUAUGGAAGUGCUCAAGCCCUUUCUGGCUCCCUUGGACUCCACCGAAUGGUUGAAGCAAUGAAGUACAUGUUUGCAGUAAGACCGAACCUGGGUGACCCAGACUUUGUGAAUAUUGAACCUGUUGUUUCCAAAAUGCUAUCCCAAAGCUUUGCAAGAGAAUUGAGGCAGAGAAUAAAUGAUAGCACAACUUAUGAAGCUAGCUACUAUCUUGAUAGGUGGAACCAAAGCCGGGAGCAUGGCACGAGUCACCUAAGCACUGUUGACAGUGAGAGAAAUGCAGUUGCCUUCACUACCACUAUUAACAAUUAUUUUGGAGCAUUAUUUCGCUCUCGAAAAACAGGCAUAGUACUCAACAAUCAGAUGAAUGACUUUUCUAUCCCUUCGGAUGUUUCUUCACAGAACACCAUGCCUCCCGCUCCUGCAAACUUUAUCAAGCCACACAAAAGGCCCUUAUCCUCCACCACGCCCACUGUAAUCCUCAAGGAUGGACAACUUAAGGGUGUUAUUGGUGCAAGCGGAGGAUGGAGAAUAAUUCCUUCAAAUAUACAAGUCUUAUUGAACCAUUUCAUUCACCAAAUGGACCCAUUUGAUUCAGUUUUGGCACCUCGACUCUACCAUUCACUCAUACCCAACAUUUUGCAAUACGAGGACUGGGACACAGUAAGUGGGUAUCACAUUGAAGUGCCCCUACAUGAUAGGACAGCUCUGGAAAAUAAGGGUCAUAUCCUUGAACCCCUAGCAUCAGGGGCCAUAUGCCAAUUUGUGGUUCACCACCUCCCCACUAGGGCACAGGGAGAGACCAUUGUCAAAGCAAAUCUCACUGGUGUGAGCGACCCAAGAAAGGAAGGUGCCCCUGCUGGUUAUUGAUGUGUGCUGCUGGUUAUCGAGGUGUUUCUUCAUGAGUGUAUGCAUGGGCGUGGUUUAAUAAUGACCCAUGUUGUUUCUCUAUCUGGAGUGCAUGGAGUUGACCAUAAUUUUUUUUUCGUUUUUUUGGUUAUUCGUGCGGAAAGGGUACGCUAAUCGUGGUAAGAAUGAAACUUAAGAUUUUAUAAUGUGGCAUCUAAUAUAAUUUAUAUUUGAAAAAAAA
Molecule: messenger RNA, 1117 nt
Organism: Amborella trichopoda
Lineage: Eukaryota; Viridiplantae; Streptophyta; Magnoliopsida; Amborellales; Amborellaceae
Source: RefSeq, a predicted model, not a curated record